Molecule: messenger RNA, 1008 nt
Organism: Chlorella variabilis
Lineage: Eukaryota; Viridiplantae; Chlorophyta; Trebouxiophyceae; Chlorellales; Chlorellaceae
Exons: 7
Coding region: 1-1008 (335 amino acids)
Source: RefSeq, a predicted model, not a curated record
AUGGCCUUCAACGCCACCACGUUGCUGUCGGUGCUGCUCGCAGCGACAGCCCAGCUGCAUGCACUGCCGCAGGGAGAGGACCACGGGACCGCGCCCGCGCCGCUCCCGCUGCUCUCCGGCAACAACGCCACCGAUUGGCCACAGUUCAGGGUGAUUCGUGACCUGGAGACGCUGUGGGAGGUGCCAGACCAGGUGGGCGGCGUGCUGCUUGUGGCCCACGGCUGCAGCCACCAGGCCGGCGACUUCUGGCCCGCGUCGCAGCGCUGCCCGGGCUGCCUGGGGCUGCCCGAGGAGAUGGCGAUCCGCGCCACGGCCCUGCGCCGCGGCUACGCCGUCAUCGCCGUGUCCUCCUACAACCGCUCCUCUGGGUGCUGGCACAACACGCAGGCCAGCCGGUCGGAGGACCUGCAGCGGCUGCCGGACAUAGUGAGGGAGGUGGUGCGGGAGGAGGGGCUGGAGGGGCUGCCGCUCUUCCUGUUUGGCGCCUCCAGCGGCGGCGGCAUCGUGCUGCGCCUGGCCGCAAUCAUGGCUGAGGUGCAGGGCGUGGCGGCGCAGGUGGUGCCCUUCCGCCCAGACCUGAUGGAGGGGGGCCAGGGCUGGCGCCGCUUCCCGCCGGUGGUGGUGGCGCACAUGGCGGCGCGGGACCCGGUGUGGGCGGCGCAGGUGGCGGAGACGAUGGGCUACUGCAGGUCUGUGGGCAUCCCCGCCGCGGAGAUCAGGAUCGACCCUCAGCCCAUCACGCCUCAGUUCCUGCAGCGCGCCCCGCAGAUCGACCGCGCCACGGCGGAGGCGAUGGUGGAGGCGCUGGAUGGGGAGGGGCUGCUGGAUGAGCCGCUGGUGGGCGGCAUGAGCCUGGAGGUCAACAGGAGCCCCGUGGCACAGCUGCUGAACGAGCUGCCAGCGAACACCUGGGCCUGGGGCUUGGCCUGGCUGGAGGCGGGCGGGCAGCUGAGCCUGGAGGAGGUGCAGCGGGUGAAGGAGCGGUGGGGGGAGCAGAGGGGCGGGUGA